AUGGCUCAUAGCCACAAUAACCACGAGUCGGCACAUGACCACAAGCAUGGUCGCUUCCAAGUCAGCCGAAAGACACGUCUUAGAGCUGUCAUAGCCAUAUCCUUCUGCUUCUUCGCGGCUGAAAUAUCCGUGGGCUUCUACACCAAAUCAUUGGCUCUCGUUGCUGAUGCAUUCCACUAUCUGAAUGACCUCAUCGGCUUCAUCGUGGCCUUAGUGGCCGUUCAGGUGACGGACCGCAAGACCUCGCCUCCGGAUCUCUCCUUCGGUUGGGCGCGGGCUUCGCUUCUCGGAGCCUUCUUCAACGGAUCUUUCUUAUUUGCCUUGGGAAUCAGCAUUGCUCUCCAAUCGAUCGAACGCUUCAUCUCCAUCGAGCGAGUCCAAAAUCCCAAGUUAGUUUUGAUUAUAGGAUGCGUUGGACUAUUUCUCAAUAUCAUCAGCGCGUUAUUCCUACAUGAGCAUGAUCACGACCAUGGCUCUGCGGGUAAUGGCGAUGAAGAGAGCAUGUCAACUACACCCACACAUGAGAACCACCUGCAUUUGAUCGCAAAGCCAAGAAGGCAUGGCAUGGAUUUGGGUAUCCUUGGUGUUCUCAUCCAUGUUAUUGGCGACGCGAUCAACAACAUUGGUGUCAUCAUCUCAGCAGUGAUCAUUUGGUUUGUCAAAUCACCCAACCGUUUCUACGUCGAUCCAGCAGUCAGCAUGUGGAUCGCCAUCAUGAUUCUGCUCACCGCCAUUCCCCUCACAAAACGCAGCGGCAAGAUCUUGCUCCAAUCUGCUCCUUUGGGCGUCAAGAUUGAGGACGUCAAGCACGACCUGGAGGCCAUACCUGGUGUGCUGAGUGUGCACGAACUCCACGUCUGGCGCCUGGACCAGAAGAAGGCCGUGGCGUCUGCACAUAUCGUGGUCACUGACCCAGAUAUCGCGAGUUUCAUGAAGAAAGCCAAGGUCUUUUCUGAAUGUCUACAUGCAUAUGGCAUUCACUCAGCAACGCUCCAACCUGAGCUUGCUGUUCCUCCUGAAGAGCUCAACGGUGUCAAGAGUACGGGUAGGGAGGCAGCUUCAGGUGCCACCAGCGGUACAAACACAGCACGGACAAGUACUGAAAAGUGUGGCGUGCCCUGUGGUGUACUUUGCGAAGAGUUAAAAUGCUGUAACUAA
Alternaria arborescens is the source of this 1158-nucleotide messenger RNA. RefSeq lists its product as hypothetical. The coding region runs from base 1 to 1158 and encodes 385 amino acids. Lineage: Eukaryota; Fungi; Ascomycota; Dothideomycetes; Pleosporales; Pleosporaceae. Gene Ontology annotation, biological process: zinc ion transmembrane transport; intracellular zinc ion homeostasis. Gene Ontology annotation, molecular function: zinc ion transmembrane transporter activity. The transcript has 2 exons. The record is from RefSeq and is a predicted model, not a curated record. Gene Ontology annotation, cellular component: membrane.